GUCACGUGCAGGAUGUGCUACUUAUCAUGGAUGUGUACAAACUGGCCUUAAACUUCAAACUCUCUCGACUGGAACAGCUCUGCCUUCAAUAUAUUGAAGCAUCCGUAGAUCUGCAGAAUGUGCUCAUUGUGUGUGAAAAUGCUAACAAGCUUCAGCUGGAUCAGCUAAAGGAACAUUGCCUGAACUUCGUGGUGAAGGAAUCCCAUUUUAAUCAGGUGAUAAUGAUGAAGGAGUUCGAGCACCUUUCUUCAUCCCUCAUAGUGGAGAUUGUACGGAGGAAACAGCAACCUCCCGUUCGAACGCACUCCGACCAGCCGCUCGACAUCGGAACGUCUCUAAUUCAGGACAUGAAGGCUUACCUGGAAGGAGCCGGGACGGAGUUCUGUGAUAUCAUCCUGCUCCUGGACGGGUACCCGCGGCCGGCGCACAAAGCCAUCCUGGCCGCCCGCUCCAGUUACUUUGAAGCCAUGUUCCGGUCCUUCAUGCCAGAGGAUGGCCAGGUGAAUAUUUCCAUAGGUGAAAUGGUGCCCAGCAAGCAAGCCUUUGAAUCUAUGCUUCGAUACAUUUAUUAUGGAGAAGUAAACAUGCCUCCUGAAGACUCCCUCUACCUCUUCGCCGCACCUUACUAUUACGGCUUCUCCAACAACCGGCUACAAGCCUACUGUAAGCAGAAUCUGGAAAUGAACGUCACGGUGGAGAACGUGCUCCAGAUUUUAGAGGCAGCUGACAAGACCCAAGCCCUGGACAUGAAGAGGCACUGCCUGCACAUCAUCGUGCACCAGUUCACCAAGGUCUCCAAGUUGCCAAAUCUCCGCUCCCUAAGUCAGCUCCUUCUCCUUGACAUCAUAGAGUCGUUAGCUAACCACAUAUCAGACAAGCAGUGCGCAGAGCUGGGCUCAGACAUAUGA
Messenger RNA from Apaloderma vittatum (bar-tailed trogon), 908 nucleotides. Its product is annotated as leucine-zipper-like transcriptional regulator 1. NCBI's taxonomy places the organism in Eukaryota, Metazoa, Chordata, Aves, Trogoniformes, Trogonidae. Gene Ontology annotation, cellular component: Golgi apparatus. The transcript is spliced from 7 exons. The annotation marks the transcript as partial. The record is from RefSeq and is a predicted model, not a curated record. Gene Ontology annotation, molecular function: protein binding.